Messenger RNA from Kazachstania africana CBS 2517, 888 nucleotides. It is a transcript of the gene EMC2, whose product is annotated as Emc2p. Bases 1 to 888 code for a protein of 295 amino acids. NCBI's taxonomy places the organism in Eukaryota, Fungi, Ascomycota, Saccharomycetes, Saccharomycetales, Saccharomycetaceae. Gene Ontology annotation, cellular component: EMC complex. The transcript has a single exon. Gene Ontology annotation, molecular function: protein binding. Gene Ontology annotation, biological process: protein folding in endoplasmic reticulum. The record is from RefSeq and is a predicted model, not a curated record.
AUGUCCAACGAUGUUGUGAGAGAUAGGUUUCUAGCGAUUAUGCAGUCGAAGUUGUAUACGCAGUUCAAUGCUGAAGAGACUGCUAAACUGCACGGUGAAUUAUCCGUAUUUCUGCAAUAUAAUGAAGUGUCAAUCAAGGAGACGGAUUAUCUUUCAUUGUGCGAGAUGUUAUUCUAUCUUUGUGUCUAUUUGUCGAAGGAUGUUGAUGCCCAGAUCAUUUACAACUCAUUGAGGGAUAGAUUAGGCGAGAAUUCUGCUAAAUUGCAAGUGAUGAAUGCCACAUUGUUACAAAUCAAUGAAAAUGAUACGAUCGCCAGUAAGUAUCUAGAAAAAUUAAUAAGAGACUCAUAUGAAUAUGAUUCUGAUUCUAGGAGCUAUCUCAUCGUAGCUAAGAAAUUACUCUCAUUGAAAAUAGGCAAGUUAAGUAACGAAAAUGAAAUUCUCAAAGAGUUAAUCUCAUUAGUGGAGAAAUUCCCGUUAGAUGCAGAGUUAUGGUGUUACAUGGGUGAAAUUUAUUGGAAGAUGGGACAACUCAGUCGUUCAAUAUACUGUUUUGAAGAGGUUCUCGUUAUAAUGCCCUUCAAUUAUGUCAUCUUUAGUAGAAUCGCUGAAUUGUACUAUUACAAAGCACGUCGUUUAGAUAAGGGUAAACAGAAGAUGGAAGAAUCAUUGAACAAAGGGUUAAAGAAUGCAUUGAGAUCAGGAGAAUUGAGUGAAUCGUAUCUCAAGGGUUGGUCGCUCGUUGCCACGAUUAGUAAAUUAUUAGGUGACAAGAAAGAUGUUCUUAACGUGGCAACUAAACGACUAGUUGAAAUAUCUAAAAUAUCUAAUGAAAAGGAUAAAAUAACAGCCGAAUAUAUUUUGGAUCAAUUAAGCUUGAAGAAAUAG